AAUAUUAAGCUUACAUAUUCUAUAUGUCUCAGAUAAGAUUCUCUAUUGGCCAGGAGAACAAAACAAAUAUUCCGUGAUAUAAGUUAAGCUAAAAAGACUAAUCUGAGGGGGAACAUCUCGAGUGUAGUCCAUUGAAAUGGCUUUUUAUCAAUUCCGUCGUCUGAUUAAGUGAAUUUUCUCAAGUGCCGCAAAACAAAGCUUUUCAAAAUAAGUUUCCACAUAGUUUCAGUUCGAAUCGGUUGGUCAGUGCUGGAGGUUCAUUCAACAUGUGGCGCAUUGGUUUGGCUUUUAUUCUGCUGGUGGCUGGUCGGCAAAUAUCGGCGGGUAUAGCCCCAGAAGCCCAAAACGCCGUGGAGCCGCCAAAAUGCUACAGUUGCGAGGGAAUAAACUGUCUCCGAACUACGCUCCAAAAUAUGACUGCCAGUUGCACGGAUAAACUGGACGUUUGUGUGACCAUCUUCGAGGAUUAUGCUGUCAGCGAGCGGGGCUGCCUCUCCCAGAUAUCCCUGGCCGGUCAGGCAAAGUGCGAGGCGAAGGAUAAUCAGUGCCUGAAGUGCAGCGGCCAGUUGUGCAACAACAAAGGGCGCAAGGACUUCAAAUGCAUUCAGUGCCUGGGAUCAGAGUCUGCCACUUGCAACAAGGGUGCCACAUCCUCACUAACCGCGACCCAAUGCGGCCUGCCCACCUCCGCCAACUCCUUUUGCUACGUCAAGGUCGUCGGAGAGCACCUGCAGCGGGGCUGCUCCUUGACUGUCAAGGAGCAGAAGUCCUGCCUGGCCGAUAAGGACUGCUCCCUUUGUUCCCCAGAAGACUCCAGCGACGGCGUGGCCUGCAAUGCCUUUGAUUUGACCGUCGGGUCAAAGUCGGGUGCCAGCCAAGGUCAACAGGUCAUGAGCCUGGGUCUGGCUGUUCUCGGCAUGCUCUUCCUUCGCUUUGUAAAUUAAUGUUUUAAUAAAUAAGCUAAAAAAUAAAAAUAAAAGCAGCAUUAAUCAUCCUAUAACUUA
This is a messenger RNA of Drosophila ananassae, 1004 nucleotides long. RefSeq lists its product as uncharacterized. NCBI's taxonomy places the organism in Eukaryota, Metazoa, Arthropoda, Insecta, Diptera, Drosophilidae. The transcript has 3 exons. The coding region runs from base 267 to 944 and encodes 225 amino acids. The record is from RefSeq and is a predicted model, not a curated record.